Messenger RNA from Ogataea philodendri, 1773 nucleotides. RefSeq lists its product as uncharacterized. The record is from RefSeq and is a predicted model, not a curated record. The transcript has 4 exons. The coding region runs from base 1 to 1773 and encodes 590 amino acids. NCBI's taxonomy places the organism in Eukaryota, Fungi, Ascomycota, Pichiomycetes, Pichiales, Pichiaceae.
AUGGCUGUUUUCUGUAUCCUGAAUAACUCCGCCCAACUUGUUGAUCAAACCAAUAACCGCACCUUGGAACUCGGUUGGCGACGUCAUCACAACGUUCAUGAUUGGUUCCAACACAACGGGCUGGGCACUCAUAAACGCCUGUUUGAACGCGAACUGCGUGGCAGUCUUGAAAGACAGCUCCGAAGAGUCCACCACGUGAGUUUGACCAUCGUCAAUCAGCAUGUGCACUCCCAAAACACGCGAGCCCGUCAAUGGACCCUUCUGGAUGCUCUCGUCGAAUCCCUUUUGACAGGCCAACAGAUACUUCUCUGGGAUCUUACCUCCAACAAUCUUGGUUUGGAAGUUAUUGAUGAACCGGAUAUCGUCCUCGGCAGUGGCUCCCACGUACUCCGGAUCGCACAUGGUGGUGGACUUGAACUCUCCCAUCACCUUGGCGUACUGACCGGCACCUCCAGAUUGCUUCUUGUGGGUGUACUCGAACGGAGUCGAGCCCAAAACGGUUUCUCUGUACGAAACGCGUGGCCGGCCCACUGUGCAGUCCACGUUGUACUCACGGCGCAUUCUCUCGACGUAGAUCUCCAAAUGGAGCUCGCCCAUUCCGCUGAUGAUGGUCUCCUUGGAGUCCUUGUCGUAGUGGACUCUGAAAGUAGGGUCUUCUUUUUGGAACCGGUUCACAGCUUUCGAGAAAUUCACCGCGUCGGUGGUCUUAGGUGUGACCGACAACGAAACAACAGCAUCAGGAACGUACAUCGACGACAUGGAGUAGUUGACCUGGCCGUCGGUGAAGGUAUCUCCAGAAGAGCAGUCGAUACCGAACGUUGCGCAGAUUUCUCCAGCUCCGGCCUCGUCCACGUCCUCCAUGUCGUUCGAGUGCAUUCUCACGAGCCGGGCAACCUUGACCUUCUUGCCCGACUUGACGUGGGUGAUCAUCAUGCCUUUCUUCAAACGGCCCUGGUAAACACGCAGCUUCUCACCCUGACUGCCCUCGAAAUAGACGCUCUGACGGUCGAUGAUGUUCACCACACCGCUCAGAUCCUUCUCGGCUCCAAUAGGCACCUGAAUAGCAGCAGCAGCCAUCUUGAGCUUCGAGUUGAUCUGCUCCACACACCGCCACGGAUUAGCGCCCAUUCUAUCCAUCUUGUUAAUGAAAGUGACUCUUGGAACGUUGUAUCUCUUCAUCUGUCUAUCCACAGUGACUGUCUGCGAUUGCACACCGGAAACAGCACAAACCACCAAAACAGCUCCGUCCAAAACCCGCAGCGCUCUCUCGACCUCGAUCGUGAAAUCAAUAUGGCCCGGGGUGUCGAUCAGGUUGAAAUGGUAGUGCUCGUUGUCCUUGUCCCAGGAACAGUAGGUUGCAGCCGACUGGAUGGUGAUACCUUUCUCUCUUUCGAGAUCCAUAUGGUCCAUCUUGGCUCCAACACCGUCUUUUCCACGAACGUCGUGGAUCGCCUUGAUCCGUCCCGUGUAGAACAGCACACGCUCGGUGAACGUGGUCUUGCCCGAGUCGAUAUGGGCGGAAAUACCAAUGUUCCGCAUCUUGGCCAACCGGCUCACGUCAGACUCGGUCAGCUGGCUGGACAGCCCGUCCAGCACCGCCUUCUCCUCCUCGACGACGUGGUGGUGGCCGUGGCCGUGGAGGUGGCCGUGGAACUGGUAGCACUCGUGGUGGCACUGCUCGAGCCGCUGUUCUGCGCAGCCGACGACGCAGCAUCCGCCGAGGACACAGACGCGUACCACGAAGAUGUGUCGACCGUGAUCUCGCUCGAGUAG